AUGACUAUCGCAUUUAUAUUAGAUCCAAACUAUCUUGAAGAGAGCAAAAAAAAUAUUAAUGAACCUGAUUGUUUAUCGAUAUUUGCAAACUUUAUUUCCUUAAAGUAUCCUACCGAAGAAGCAUCUAGAAUCUAUGCUGAAUUAUUAAAAUUUCAACAUAUUAUCGAACAUAAUAAAAACAAAAAUAUUAGAGUUUUAGAUGAAGAAGAUAUCAAUAAUGAAAAUGCCGAAGAAGACUAUAUUAAUAAUGAAAAUGCUGAAGAAGAUUAUAUUGAUAAUGAAAAUGCUGAAAAUGAUUUUAAUUUAAAUAACAAUGAUAUAUUUAUUUAA
This is a messenger RNA of Dentiscutata erythropus, 330 nucleotides long. Lineage: Eukaryota; Fungi; Glomeromycota; Glomeromycetes; Diversisporales; Gigasporaceae. The record is from the annotation of a GenBank genome assembly.